Molecule: messenger RNA, 3526 nt
Organism: Periophthalmus magnuspinnatus
Lineage: Eukaryota; Metazoa; Chordata; Actinopteri; Gobiiformes; Gobiidae
Gene: rhot1a
Product: ras homolog family member T1a
Exons: 19
Coding region: 335-2194 (619 amino acids)
Biological process (GO): mitochondrion organization; small GTPase-mediated signal transduction; regulation of mitochondrion organization
Cellular component (GO): mitochondrial outer membrane
Molecular function (GO): GTP binding; GTPase activity; calcium ion binding
Source: RefSeq, a predicted model, not a curated record
AGGCUUGCCGUUGGAGCCGGUUAGGUCAAAGCAUGCUCGCGAGACAAUUGCGGAAGAUGCAAUGUAGAAAACGUACGUCUUCUUACACCAAACUAUAGAGUUGGAGACUACGUAUUACGUAUUAAUGUAAAUCCCUACUAAGGAUCUAAAUCGCUAAACUGAGUGGAGGCGUGAAAUUCUGAAAAGAACGACACGUACGGUCCGUCCGUUUUGCCCUACAAAGGCGCGGAGAGUUUGAUAACAGCGGGCCUGGCUCUAGUGUGGAGGAGGACGGCUUCAGAGGAGGACUACAUGAACCAGUAAAGUCUGUCAUUUCUGCAGCGACAACACCAACAUGAGAAAAGACGUGAGGAUACUGCUCGUGGGGGAACCCAAGGUCGGCAAGACAUCACUGAUUAUGUCUCUGGUCAGUGAGGAGUUCCCUGAUGAGGUUCCGCUGCGGGCUGAGGAGAUCACCAUCCCAGCAGAUGUCACACCUGAGAGGGUGCCCACUCACAUUGUUGAUUAUUCAGAAGCUGAACAGUCAGAGGAACAGCUCUAUCAAGAGAUCUCAAAGGCAAAUGUGAUAUGCAUAGUUUACUCUGUCAAUAAUAAGAAGUCAAUCGAAAAGGUGACAAGUCAUUGGAUUCCUCUUAUAAAUGACAGAACAGACAAAGACAGCAGAGUACCGCUGAUCCUUGUGGGGAACAAGUCUGAUUUGGUUGAACACAGCAGCAUGGAGACCAUCCUACCAAUCAUGAACCAGUAUCAGGAUAUUGAGACCUGUGUGGAGUGCUCAGCCAAAAACCUGAAGAACAUCUCUGAGCUGUUUUAUUACGCUCAGAAAGCUGUGCUUCACCCAACAGGGCCCUUGUACUGCCCAGAGGAGAAAGAGCUGAAGCCUUCUUGCAUUAAAGCCUUAACUAGAAUCUUUAAAGUCUCUGACCUGGACAAUGAUGGCAUUUUAAAUGACAAUGAACUCAAUUUCUUCCAGAGGACAUGUUUCAAUACACCACUGGCACCUCAGGCUCUGGAGGAUGUGAAGAACGUGGUUAGGAGGAACAUGAACGAUGGGGUCAAGGACAAUGGACUCACACUUAAAGGAUUCCUGUUCCUUCACACACUCUUCAUCCAGAGGGGACGCCAUGAGACCACGUGGACUGUCCUGAGGAGAUUUGGAUAUGAUGAUGACCUGGAGCUAACACAGGAAUACCUCUUCCCAAUUAUAAAGAUCCCUCCAGAUUGCACCACUGAACUCAACCACAACGCUUACCUCUUCCUCCAAAGUGUCUUUGACAAACAUGACAAAGACAGAGAUUGUGCUCUGUCUCCAGAAGAGGUGAAGGACCUAUUCAAAGUCUUCCCUUACAUGCCCUGGGGACCUGACGUGAACAACACCGUCUGCACUAAUGAUCAGGGGUGGAUCACAUACCAGGGAUACCUCUCUCAGUGGACGCUUACAACCUAUUUAGAUGUGCAGCGUAGUUUAGAAUAUCUGGGCUAUCUGGGAUACUCCAUCAUCUAUGAACAGGAGUCUCAGGCAGCUGCUAUCACAGUAACUCGUAACAAGCGUAUUGACCUGCAAAAGAAACAGACCCAGCGUAGUGUUUUCCGUUGCAAUGUGUUGGGAGCAAAAGGCAGUGGCAAAAGUGGCUUUCUUCAGGCCUUUCUGGGCAGGAAUCUUCAGCGACAGAGGCGCAUUAGGGAAGACCACAAGUCUUUCUACGCAAUCAGCACAACAUACGUCUACGGUCAGGAGAAAUACUUGCUGCUCCAUGAGGUGAUGCCAGACUUUGACUUCCUUUCGGAGGCUGAUUUGGCCUGUGAUGUUGUUUGCCUGGUUUAUGACGUCAAUAAUCCUCACUCUUUUGAAUAUGCUGCCAAAGUCUACAAGCAAUACUUUAUAGAUAGCAAGACACCCUGUGUUUUUAUCGCUGCCAAGUCUGACCUGCAUGAAGUCCGCCAGCACUACAGUCUGACCCCGCAUGACUUCUGUCGCAAACAUAAACUCCACCCACCCCAGCCAUUCACAUGCAACACAUCCGACGCACCCGGCAAAGAGAUAUAUACAAGACUUACUACUAUGGCCAUGUAUCCACACAUGGCACAAGCUGACCUGAAGAACUCUACGUUCUGGCUGCGGGCGAGUGUUGGUGCCACAGUGUUUGCCGUGCUGGGCUUUGCUGUGUACAGAGCACUGGUGAAACAGCGGUGAGGAGACAUUCCCCCCUGCCCUUCCCCACCUCUCCCAUGGGCGCCUGUGCCUCCAUCAUAAAGGACUGACCACCCACCGUACUCCAUCUGUGCUUUUCUUUCUGAUGCAUCAUGAACAGAGCAAAAAGACAUUACACCACAUACAAAACUGUUUGGCUUUAUGGGGAAAAGGGUUGGUUACUUUUGAUAUAUUACGAGCCCUUAAAUCUAUUUGUACAUGCUUUCUCCUUAUCCAUAUGGAUGUUUCUUCCUCAGUGUUAUUAGAUAAAACUUGAGAGGUGACCUGAAAGGUCGUCACAAAGUUUAUAAAUAUGUAUAUGCAGUAUAUAAAUAUAAAUAUAUAUGUACUCUGCUGUUACAGGCCUGGGCCGUAGAUUUCAGAAAAUUUCUCUUCCCCAGCAGCAGCAACAACAAAGGUCCUGGGUGUCAAGCACUGUUUAUUUGUAUGUUCAUUAAUUUAUUAAUAUUAGGUUUCUUUGUUGUCUGUCAAAAUGCCUGUUUUCGUCACAAAAGACGAAUAAAGGGAUAUAAUUUUUCAUGUUUUUUGUAUGAUAUGAUUUGAAUUUUACUUUAUUACUUAGGCCUGUCACGAUAAUUACUAUAUCAACAUCAUUCAACAUAUGAAAGCUAGAACAAUAUUUUUUGUUCUAGCUUCAGUUUUUAUCGUGUGCACAAUUUCUUUGCAUUAGUAGGAAAUCUUUGGUUAUUUUUACUUAAUUAUGAACUUCUAUGAUUCAUUACAGAUGCAAACUAAGUACUAAAGUUUGUUUCUGCCAUUUAUUUAUUGUAGCUCAUGUUUUUUUGGUUUUUUUUAGCAAUACUGUACAUUUAUAAUAGUUUUGUGGUAUAAAUCUGGUUAUUGCGUCGACGGCAUAAAUUAGUUGCAAUAUUAUCGCUCAUUCUCGAUAUUUACUAUUGCACUUCAAAAUGUGUUAUUGUGACAAGCCUAUUAUUACUUUUAGCCACAGAAGUAAUUUUUAACUGAUCAGGUACAACAUGAUGUCACAAACUGACCAUUGCAGAUCUCUGGCAUGUUUAGCUAUCGCUCAUAUGCCCUAUACAUUAACUUUCAAAAUUUUUAAAAAUGUCUACUUGCCCGAUAAAUCCAGCCUAAGAACAGGUGCUAAGAAGAGAUCAUUGUUUUUGUAUGUCAGUGAUCAUGUUAAGUCAUGAUGGCUUGAUCAGUACAUUUUAUUAGAUCUCAUAGAUUAGACUAAAUUUAUAGAUACCUAGUGCGUUUAUCUUCUAUCAGAGCCAUGUGUUUUAGGUCAUGUUUACAGUAUCAUUUACAAUAAACAGUAUAAACAUACAGCUUCGAUCUUGAACUAUUGCU